AUGGACAAUCCUGUCCGUGGUGGCCUCCAUCUUCCACCGCCAGGCGAUCGGCGAUCUCGCGGCGGAUAUACUUCACUUGGCCAGCAGUCGAUGUCAUUGCCUUAUGCGGGAGACAACUUGUCUGCCUAUUCUAAUACACCAGAUAUUGUUAAUGGCCUGGCAGCAGAGACAGCGACACAUUCACUGCUGGGACAUGCUCGCCAUUACUCCGAAAUUCCCCCACGAUCACCUGAUGGUUUAAACUCCGAGCCCGCGCCGGGUAACAACUGGUGCACAAACAAUGAAGGUUGUGGUUCUCUGGGAUUUACCUCAGGUAUUCCAGAUACGGCAACUGCAGCACGCAGGGACAAUUCCUUUGAUUCAGAGAGUGCGUAUCAAUCAGCCACGCUCAUGAACAAUGAAGUUAUUACCGGCAUGCUGGUGUCCAUCCCAUACAUGCUGUCAUCAGCAUUGAUGAGCACAUAUCCGUCCAACCAUGACUCAGAAAGGCAUAUCCAGAAUGAGUCUGUAGAAAUUGGUGUUGUGAAUUACCAUAGCCCAAGGAGGAGGGCUCUUCUCGAUACCUCCAUUUUGGUCUCCAUCACAAUGUUGGCGAUGAGUCUUUAUGAGAUCAGGAAGAAGAACCAGUCCAGUUCACUCCACGAUUCAACCAGAAAGACAGUAUCUAAUGUAUCAAAUAUUCGGGCCUUUCGAAAUGCUGUCCUCAUUGCCAUCUCCAUCGGGUUGCCAUUUUACUCCUCAAUGCUUCUUGAUCAUGGAAGAGUUGCCAUCGCAAUGCUUCUCCUGCUGGUGUCUGGCGUCUCCCCGGUUGUCCAGCUUGACUCUAAAAGCAACCACCAGAGACAAUCUAUUUUUCGUCUAAAACAGCGCAAGGGAACAGUUUGCUGCUUAUUUGGGAUAUUGUUUCUAGAUAUUGCAAAAUUCACGUCGUCUACCGACCUAUCACUGUUGAUUAGAGGAUAUUUGGCCCUUUUCCUCUCAGUAUUUAUUAUCCAACCUCCUUUCUUAAAUGUUCCUAAGUUACCUUCUGUUUUCCAUCCUAAGGAUCCAACAUAUGAGCCUUCGGUGACUGAAGCCAUCCCUUCCGGCCCUGGUGUUCCGGCGAUGACCUCAGCUGUUGCCCUGGCAGGUACAAGAACAUUUGUCCAGAUGGGUGCCUUUCUAGCAAGUCUCAGCCUUGUCGUUGGAUAUACGACAGGUGUUAAUUUUAUCACUUUUCCGGCGUUAGUGACUGCGUUGUUGGUUGGGUUGCUCUCAGCAGUGUCCUUUCUAAAUGUCACACCGUCAACUCUCCAAAGUAGACAUCAGUUAGGGUUUCUUUCAGGAUCCAGCUCUGCCCUUGUCGUCAACGCUAUUACAUCCCAUUUGGAACUCUCAGGCGUUUUGACCUCUUGUGCUUUCAUCGCUCUUGGCUAUAUUCUAGUUCAUCUAGACCUUAAAUCGAUAAAACCAGAAAUCCCUGCACAUUCCCAUAUAACGCACGUACAAGGAGAUCAUGUUUACCACCAUCACCACCACAAUACCCACCAUCACGGUGGAGAGGGCCGCCCAUCUCAUGCGACGAGAUGGCUUCUGAAUAUAUGCGAGCACUGGCCUUUUAUGUACGGGAUCAUCAAAGAAAAGGAUUCAAGAAGGAUAUUUUAUUUCAUGUGUCUCAAUUUCGUAUUCAUGCUCGUCCAGAUGUGCUAUGGAAUCAUAACAGGCUCUCUUGGUUUGCUGAGCGACAGCAUUCAUAUGUUAUUUGAUUGUUUCGCUCUCGCAGUAGGUCUGUCUGCCGCGGUGAUGAGUAAAUGGCCACCAAGCGUAAGGUUCCCGUAUGGGUACGGAAAAGUAGAUACAUUAGCUGGUUUUGCCAAUGGCGUGUUUCUCAUGAUUAUAAGCAUCGAGAUCAUCUACGAGGCCAUUGAGAGGCUCAUGUCUGGCAGUGAAGUUCAUAGAAUUCGGGAACUCCUCUUCGUGAGUGCUGCGGGGCUGGCAGUCAACAUGGUGGGCAUUGUUGCUUUUGGUCAUGGUCAUCAUCACGGUCAUUCCCACUCCCAUGGUGGCCAUGACCACGGUCCGGGUCAUCUACACACACACCACUCCAACGAAAACAUGCACGGAAUAUUCCUCCACAUCCUUGCUGACACCCUUGGAUCCGUAGCUGUGGUUAUCUCCACGAUCCUGGUGCAUUACUACAAGUGGCCUGGGUUCGACCCCAUUGCCUCCUGCCUCAUAGCCAUUCUCAUUUUUGCCUCUGCUAUCCCACUCGUGGCAAGCACAUCGAAAACCCUGCUGCUCGCCCUUCCCGCAGAUGUCGAGUAUACCCUGCGCGAUGCGCUAGCUGGCGUGAGUACUUUGCGUGGGGUGGUGGGAUAUACGGUUCCGAAAUUCUGGCUCGAUGAUACAGUGCAUGAUCAUAAAGAAAAACACUAUCACCACAGCCACCACCACCACCAUGACAACAACCAUAGCCAUCAUAUCCACAGCCAUCCUCUUGACGGCAGCGGUUGCGGCAGCGACGAGCACGAGCACGAGCACUGUGCCGGGCAACGAAUCCUAGGAGUGAUACAUGUAAUCGCGUCGCACGGGGCAGACAUAGAAGACGUCCGGCGAAGAACGAUCAGCUACCUGGGCGCAAUGAACAUCGAUAUCUUGGUACAGGUUGAGCGCGAAGGGGAGAGCCGCUGUUGGUGCGGUAGUGGUAAUAAGCCGACAAGUUGA
Molecule: messenger RNA, 2703 nt
Organism: Paracoccidioides brasiliensis Pb18
Product: metal cation transporter MSC2
Exons: 4
Coding region: 1-2703 (900 amino acids)
Biological process (GO): intracellular zinc ion homeostasis; transmembrane transport; zinc ion transport
Cellular component (GO): Golgi apparatus; membrane
Molecular function (GO): zinc ion transmembrane transporter activity
Source: RefSeq, a predicted model, not a curated record